Molecule: messenger RNA, 3377 nt
Organism: Pundamilia nyererei
Lineage: Eukaryota; Metazoa; Chordata; Actinopteri; Cichliformes; Cichlidae
Gene: agbl2
Product: AGBL carboxypeptidase 2
Exons: 23
Coding region: 118-3189 (1023 amino acids)
Biological process (GO): proteolysis
Molecular function (GO): zinc ion binding; metallocarboxypeptidase activity
Source: RefSeq, a predicted model, not a curated record
GUUACUACCCACCUCUGAUUAUAGGCUAAUAAAAAGCCUUCCCUUCAUAGACCAUGGAUAAAAGCCAGACUAUUCAACGGUCCAGCCGAAAUGUGAGACAGGGGACAAAGACUAUACAUGCUGUGCAGUCCCGUAAAGAGGGAAUGCCAGGUUAAGAUCCCCGUGAGAGAUUCUACACUCAAACCUACACAGGCAGAGAAAACAUCAACCGUGGUCAGCUCUGCUGUUAGGAAUUGUGGAACUGCCCACCAGCUGGACACAGCAGACACCAGUUGCUCCCGCACAGAUGAAGAUGAUGAGGAACUGACAAAGAUGAAGCAGUUAUGUAGAGACCUAAGUCAGAAGCUGAGGACCACACAGCUACUCGUUACCAUCAGUGGUGGACGACCUGUUAUAAGUCUCAGGCCACCACCAGAACUGGUCAACUUCUCAUGCGGCAUCCGCUGGCCAAUAGAGUGUGAGGUCAUCAGCGACAUUAUCCAUCACAUAGAGUGGGACCCACCAGAGCCAGAGCCCUUCUAUCAGUGCACAGGAUAUGAGAGGACACCCAUGCCAGUCGGAGAGGAGAGGGGGAAGGUGGUAUUCUGCAUUGACCAUGCUGCUAAGCACCCAUAUUUCACCUACUCUCGUAUUGGAGGAAGCAGAGAACCCAUUAAGCAAGCCACUUUUUAUGAUGUCAGUCAGUCAGAGCUGACUCUCAAGUUUGAGUCACGGUUUGAGAGUGGGAACCUUCAGAAGGCCGUCCAAGUGGGUGCCUAUGACUAUGAGCUGACCCUGCGCACAGACAUGUACACAACAAAGCACACGCAGUGGUUUUACUUCAGGGUCAGGAACACAAAAGCUGGCGUCACCUACCGCUUCACUAUCAUUAACUUGAUGAAGAGGAGCAGUCUGUAUUCACAGGGUAUGAAACCACUCCUGUACUCUGAGAGGGAUGCUGAAGAGAAUGGUGUUGGAUGGAAACGCGCAGGUUCAAAUAUCAAAUACUACCAGAACUGCAGUCAGAAUACAAAGGACAACAACAGUGAUGGCAUCACCCUUUACUCACUCUCCUGGACACUCCAGUUCCCUUAUGAUUCAGACACCUGCUACCUGGCCCACUGCUACCCCUACACAUAUUCACGCCUGCAGCGCUACCUUAGCCGAAUUACUUCCAACCCUACAGUUAGGUCAUACUGCAAAGUACGGGUCUUGUGCCAAAGUCUUGCUGGAAACGCUGUGUAUGUGAUAACAGUAACACCCCAGGACUCUAACAGAAUGGACGACAAGACCAAGAAGGCUGUGGUGGUGACAGCCAGGGUGCACCCAGGAGAAUCCAAUGCAUCCUGGAUGAUGGAGGGAUUCCUGAACUUUCUUCUUGGUGACUCAGAUGAUGCUCAGCUUCUCAGGGACACUUUUGUUUUUAAGGUGGUCCCAAUGUUGAACCCAGAUGGUGUCGUGGUGGGUAACUACCGCUGCUCUCUUGCAGGCAGGGACCUCAACAGAAACUACAGGACACUGCUCAGAGAUUCCUUUCCUUCUGUGUGGCACACCCGAAACAUGGUGGAAAAAUUACUGGCCGAAAGAGAUGUAGUUCUUUACUGUGAUUUUCAUGGUCACAGCAGAAAAAACAAUGUCUUCAUGUAUGGCUGCAAAAACAAAGCUGACUCUACACUGAAACUUCACGCGAGAGUCUUUCCACUAAUGAUGAGCAAGAAUGCUAGCAAUAAGUUCUCCUUUAACAGCUGUAAAUUCCGGGUGCAGAAGAGCAAAGAGGGCACAGGACGAAUCGUCAUGUGGAGACUUGGCAUCAAAAACAGCUACACCAUGGAGGCCACCUUUGGAGGCUCCACUUUGGGCGACAGGAGAGGAACACAUUUUACUACUCAAGACUUGAAGUCCCUGGGUUUUCACCUGUGUGACACCCUCCUGGACUAUUGUGACCCUGAUCCAAUAAAGAUCACUUACUGUCUGACAGAAUUGGCAUUGCUGCAAAAGGAGUUCAGAGAAAGACUGGGCAAAGAUUUGGGCAACAGCUCUGACAUCGAAACCAGCACAAGUGGCUCAGAUAGUUCAGAUUCAGAAGGACUCCCACUUCAUUUGCUGAACCAGCCAGAAACAUAUACAGAGCAAACUCCAGUGACGAAAAAAAAGAAACACUUCAGGAGUCAUAAAGAGAGGAAUAGACGACGACCAAACAGAGUAAAAAACAAAACACAGCAAAAGGAGUCUGACGUGCCCCCUGACAAAACAAUCAAAGAGCGCGUCCAAAAGAGGCCUGCUGAACGCCACAGGAAGAAACCUCACGUAAACACUCUGAUGAGAAAAGGUCCUACAAUCACUCACCAUGGUGAGGUCAGUCAGGUGAGGCUGUGGCAGGGCUGCAAGCAUGUAAAGGAAAACUCAGAUCUACGUUACAGUCCAGAACCACGCCCACUUCACAGCAAAUACACCGGUGCUUCACCCCACAAAGGUGAUUCGGACAUGGAGACAGGACGGCCGGGACACUCCUCUCCCCCACUGAACCUCAGGGCUCUCAUUCCACCGUCAUCAAAAAUCAUAAAGUCCAGCCAGCAUCAACAUCACUGCCACCGCCAGCCUUUUACCCCCUACAAAUUCUACAAAGGGCUGCCACCUUUGCUUACAUCAGCCCACGGAUCUCCCAAAUUCACCUAUGUGAAUAUGUCUCCAGAAAUUACUCCAAGAAGGCAUCUACUGACAAGUUUCAACAACAACAAAUUCAGUGGCCGGCACAUUUUUAGAGACAGCUCUUCAUGGCUCUCACAUUACGUUGAUGCAAAAGACACCUCACGCACAGAAAUGACCGAGACCAAAUGGUAUAAAAGGGAAGAAGACAAUUCCUCAGAAGUGGAUUCAUCACUGUUCAGACAUGAUGUUCAGGACCUGAAAGCUCAUACUCGUGACACCUCCCUGAAGGAACCCGAUUCAUGCAGAUUUUUUGUGCCUGUGCUUAGGGACCUAACAGGAAUAAGAAAAAGCAACGACAAAAGACACAGGGGUAUUUUACCUUCAUCCCCCAUGAGAGAGCAACUUCCACGUCCACAGAGUGACACAGUCAGCGUGCUUCAGGCUAAGGACAUUAGGCUCUAUCACUUUGGAGAAGAAAGCCAUACAACUGUGACUCCACGAGAAGUAACGGUCAAAAGGACAUCACAGUCAGCCUUGCACAAGCGAAAACCUCUAAUCUGAGAAGUACACACUUAAUUUAUUCACUGGUCAGUGAUGGAAUUUUUUUUCUUUUUUACUUCAACAGUUGUUUACAAAAGAAACCCUAGAAAAAAAUACUCAGUAUGGAUCAGAGGGAAGGGAAAACUCCAGGAAUAGUUAAAAAUGCCUCUUAUUAAACAUGAAAUAAAUAAAUUGACUCUGAAUUUAAU